GCUGUUAGUGCAGUUUACACAUUACACGUACGAGUUCAGGAUGACGGUACAAUUUUUCGGACGCCUAUGUGGAGUGCAAUUGCACGAAUAGAAGAUCGACCUGCGCAAGUUAAUUAUAGUUAUGUAACUCUUAUGUGUAUUUAUUAGUGGACUUUGAUGAUUAUCAAGCUAUAGAUUAUCAAUCAUUGUUAUCAAGCUUUGAUAUAGAAACUGGACCUAUAAGAGAUAAGAGGAAUAUUAACAUGAUACAGUAUUGUGAUAUACAUUAAGCCAGCUAUUUAAUCGAUUAACUUUAUCAAUAAAUAUGGAUGCAAAAAUAAUGAGCUACUGUCCACCGAAUAUAACUUUUAACGACAUUUGGGUGGACCAUGGCGUGUCUAAGUGUUUUAUGGACACUAUCUGUACCGCAGUUGUCUCUUUGUACCUGAUUGUAUUCGGAUCCAUCCAAUUGUGGAUGUAUCGCAAGUAUGGGACGGAAAUUGACGAGAAUACCUUACCGAAGAGCAAGUUGUACAAUCUACAAAAGUUUGUGUUAUAUUUUGUUCCCUUCUUGAGUUUAUUAAGAAUAAUACUGCAAGCCACAAUCAUGGAUGAUGGAAUGGUCUAUGGAUACAUGAUACUGAUGACGGUGUCAACAGUAAUUAUUUAUCCGUACUCGGUCUAUAUAUUAAAAGUCGAAAGACACAAAUUGUUGCCGAGCGUACCGCCGCACGGACAUGGAUUGGUGUUGCUUGGCUUUUGGACCUUGGCGUUUGUCGGUGAAAAUAUUGUCUUUAUCAAUAUCGGAAAACUCGAAUGGUGGUUUCACCUGAAUUCUCUGACGGACCAGAUUGAGAUGGCCCUAUUUGUUUUACGUUACGUUAGUAAUCUGUUGAUUUUUGCUCUGGGCCUACGCGCUCCUGGCAUUGCCGGUAGGUUCGAUUCUGAUUAUCGUUCGCUCAACGACGGCUCAAGUAUGCAAUCGCGAUACUAUCAAAGGAGACCGGAUGACAACACUUCCACGUGGGCAAAUCUGUGGUAUAAGAUUAGAGUGUUGGCGCCAUUCCUGUGGCCAAAGUCGGACUUUCUGCUUCAACUGAGGGUGAUAUUUUGCUUCAUGCUGCUGAUAGCUGGACGUGCGAUAAAUCUUUACGUACCGAUUUACAAUAAAAUGAUCGUGGACAGUGUCGCGAGUAUCACUAACAUACAAUUUAGAUGGGAUCUGGUAUUGAUAUACGUGGCGUUCAAAUUCCUGCAAGGGGGCGGUACAGGCAUGGGUCUGCUGAAUAAUCUGAGAUCCUUCCUUUGGAUACGCAUCCAGCAGUACACCACUCGUGAGGUUGAGGUGGAAUUAUUCAGGCAUUUACACGGGCUGAGUUUACGUUGGCACCUCGGAAGAAAGACUGGCGAGGUGUUGAGGGUCAUGGAUCGCGGCACGGACUCGAUCGACAAUCUGCUGAAUUAUAUUCUUUUCUCGAUUGUACCAACAAUCGUUGACAUUCUUGUGGCCGUUCUAUUUUUCGUUAGCGUAUUUAACAAGUGGUUCGGUCUCAUCGUUCUCACAACGAUGGUGUUUUAUAUUGCUGCGACGAUCUUGGUUACGGAGUGGCGCACGAAGUUCCAGAGGCGCAUGAACCUCGCCGACAAUGCUCAGAAGGCACGCAGCGUCGACAGUCUGCUGAAUUUCGAAACGGUGAAAUAUUACGGCGCGGAAGCUUACGAGGUCGAGUGCUACCGAGAAGCGAUAUUGGAUUACCAAGUGCAAGAAUGGAAGUCGAUGGUGACGCUAAACAUACUGAAUACACUGCAGAACGUAAUAGUAUCCGCCGGUCUACUCUCUGGAUCUUUACUAUGCUUACACAUGGUCGUUACCCAUCAAGGCUUGACGGUCGGCGACUACGUCUUGUUCGCCAGUUACAUAACGCAACUUUACGUGCCGCUGAAUUGGUUCGGGACAUAUUACAGGGCCAUUCAAAAGAAUUUCGUCGACAUGGAGAACAUGUUCGAGCUGCUCAGGGAAGACCAGGAGGUGAUAGACGCACCGGGAGCCGGUAAACUGGAUGUCAAGCGUGGCCAGGUGGAAUUCGUGAACGUGUCGUUCGGCUACACCCCCGAGAGGAUCGUGCUCAAAAACAUCAACUUUACUGCACCCCCGGGCACGACGAUCGCGCUGGUCGGCCCGUCCGGCGCCGGAAAGAGCACCAUAAUGCGACUGCUGUUUCGCUUCUACGACGUGGAGCAAGGCGAGAUCUUGAUCGACGGGCAGAACGUGAAGACUGUGAAGCAGGAGUCGCUAAGAAACGCCAUAGGCGUCGUGCCGCAGGACACGGUCUUGUUCAACAACACGAUAAAAUACAACAUCCAGUACGGCCGCAUCGACGCACCGGAGGCGGAUAUAAUCGCCGCGGCGAAGCACGCGGAUAUCCACGAUCGGAUUCUCACGUUUCCAAACGGCUACGAGACGCAGGUCGGCGAGAGGGGGCUGAGGCUCAGCGGCGGUGAGAAGCAACGCGUGGCGAUCGCGCGUACGCUACUGAAGGCGCCCGAGAUAGUGCUGCUGGACGAAGCGACGAGCGCACUGGACACGCACGCGGAGCGCAACAUACAGGCGGCGUUGAACCGGGUGUGCGCCGGACGUACCACCAUCAUCAUAGCGCACAGAUUGUCCACCGUAAUACACGCGGACGAGAUCCUCGUGCUGCAAGAGGGCGAGAUCGUCGAGCGGGGCAAGCACGAGGAAUUAAUUUCCCACGGUGGUGUUUACAGUACCAUGUGGCAGGCGCAGCUGCAGAACGGUAAGGACGAGAACGUCCUUACGCAAGAAGACUAUUCGAAAGAAAUGAUAAGUUAAAUCAACUAGAUUAUGUUUUAAUAAAUGAGAAUGAAUGAUA
This is a messenger RNA of Ooceraea biroi (clonal raider ant), 2870 nucleotides long. RefSeq names its product ATP-binding cassette sub-family B member 6, mitochondrial. Gene Ontology annotation, biological process: heme transport; transmembrane transport. Gene Ontology annotation, molecular function: ATP binding; ATP hydrolysis activity; ABC-type heme transporter activity. The record is from RefSeq and is a predicted model, not a curated record. Gene Ontology annotation, cellular component: vacuolar membrane. NCBI's taxonomy places the organism in Eukaryota, Metazoa, Arthropoda, Insecta, Hymenoptera, Formicidae.